CCGCAGCUGAGUCCAACAUGUGUCAUUGGACAAGAUUGUGGAAUGAUUCCAGGACCAUUAAAUUCGACAGGGGCAAUUCGACUCGUUACUGGAACGUUGCAACGGUGGCGCUUCCGAAAACUGACGCUACAAGCAGAUUGGACCUGCAGAAAAUAGCCUAUUUUCUCAAUAUUUUGGACUUCUCCUCUCCAUCGUCAAUUCUUCGGACCGAGCUGUAACAGUUGCAGAGCUGCGAAAGGAAGAUUUUGCAGCUUCGAGCCCACGAUGGCAUCGACCAUCAUGGAUCUGGUUCGAGAUAUCGAUGUGGAGUUCUCUCCUCUGAUUGUGUGCGGAAUUAUAGCUGGAGUGGUGUUCGCCUGCUGGCAGUUUCUUUUCACGGGCUUGGACCCGAGGGAGCCUCCUGAAGUGAGGUCCAGCAUUCCUUUCGGUCAUCUGUUUGGGAUGCUAUGGUAUAAAGCUGAAUAUGUAACAGUUUUGAGCCGCAAAGUCAAGCAACCGAUUUACACCAUUCGAAUUCUGGGGACACGAAUGUAUAUCCUCUGCUCCCCAGAAUUCAUCCAAAGGACCUUCGCCAACCCGAAAGCCUUCACAUUCGAGCCCUUUGUCUCCACCGCCGUUAGACGUCUCCUCAACAUCAGCGAACCCGACAUGAAAAUCCUCCUCCAAGAACCAGGACCCGAGAAACUCCCCUCCUACGCACAAGACAUCCACGACCUUGAGCAUUCAACCUUAACGCCCGGUGCAGCACUUUCUCAGCUAAACGAUGCUUUCCAGACCAGGUUAGCAAAAUCGUUUAAUGAAAUCGAUACCGAAGGAACGACAGUCAACCUCCAUAGCUGGAGCAGAGACGUAGUCACACAAGCAGCAUGUGCCGCGAUUCUCGGACCCGACAACCCCUACGAAGAUGAUCCUACUCUCAUCGAAGCUCUUUGGGAUUUCGAAACCGACAUCGUCCUCCUCAUCCUGCGCAUCCUCCCCAGUCUAACAGCACGGCGCGGCUACGUCGGCAGAGCACGCCUCAGGACCGCUUACCUAUCUUACCACCAUACAGGCCUCUGGAAACAAGGCUCCCCACUCCUCCGUGGAAUGAGAGAAAUUGGGAAGAAGCAUGGCUUCAACGAUACCCAGAUUGCGGAGUGGGACGUCUUGUUCACGAUCGCGGCUGUGACGAAUGCUAUUCCGAUAAGUUUCUGGAUGUUAAGCUAUAUACUCGCCGACCCUCAAUUAACUCCAUCUGUGCGGGGAGAGCUCAAGGCAAUCGUAACAGUGAAGGAAGACGGGAAGGGAGGCAAAGUCUUGACAUUAGAUCCUCGAAUGAUUCGUGAGCAUUGUCCUAUUCUCAUCUCGAUCUGGGAGGAGAUGUUGAGAUUCACGUCACAGCCUACGCUAGGACGAUAUGUAACGACUGAUACGGUGGUCAACAACGAGUAUCUCCUCAAGGCGGGGAGUGUGGUGCAGAUUCCGACUGGGAUCACGCAAUCCAAUCCUUCAUAUUGGGGUCCUGACUCCUCUUCUUUCAACGCCCGCCGCUUUUUCAAAACCGAUAAAGAUGGAAAGGAAAAAGCGAGCAAAGACGAAAGGGAGCAAGAAAAGUUGCAGAGGAGAGCGUAUACGCCUUUUGGAGGCGGGAAAAAUCUUUGCCCUGGGCGCCAUGCGGCUGCGAAUGAGACGCUGAGUUUUGUGGCGAUGAUGAUUUAUGCUUUCACGAUUGAAAACAAAGAUGGGAAGCCAUUUAAGGUUAUCGAGACAGCACCAAGAGCUGCUGGUGCUUCGGUUCCGAAAGCUGAGGGGGAUGUGGAGGUUAUUAUUAGGCUGAGAGAUGACUUGAGGGGGGCGAGGUUGGCUUUUGCUGGUGGAGAAGGGAGGUGAGAAGAAAUGAGAGUUGUGCUCUGAAAAUGAGUCAAUUAUAAAAUACAAAAUCUAAUUCAUCGAUAUGCCGUGGAG
Messenger RNA from Hyaloscypha bicolor E, 1944 nucleotides. RefSeq names its product cytochrome P450. The transcript is spliced from 3 exons. The record is from RefSeq and is a predicted model, not a curated record. NCBI's taxonomy places the organism in Eukaryota, Fungi, Ascomycota, Leotiomycetes, Helotiales, Hyaloscyphaceae. Gene Ontology annotation, molecular function: heme binding; iron ion binding; oxidoreductase activity, acting on paired donors, with incorporation or reduction of molecular oxygen. Bases 265 to 1869 code for a protein of 534 amino acids.